Messenger RNA from Oxyura jamaicensis (ruddy duck), 1919 nucleotides. Its product is annotated as probable serine/threonine-protein kinase DDB_G0272254. Bases 54 to 1835 code for a protein of 593 amino acids. Lineage: Eukaryota; Metazoa; Chordata; Aves; Anseriformes; Anatidae. The record is from RefSeq and is a predicted model, not a curated record. Gene Ontology annotation, molecular function: protein binding. The transcript has 13 exons.
GCCUUAAUGGCGGCGCCUCGCAGCCCCUCACUCCUCUCCGCCUCCCCGCCGCCAUGCUGCCUGCGUGCCGCCGCCCCGCCGCCUGGGCCGGGUUAGGGCCGGGCCCGGGGCUUGGGCCGGGUCCGGGUCCGUCAGCGGGCGGUGGUGCCCGUCAGGGCGGUCUGGCUUUCUACGCGCUGUGGGGGCUGCGGGAGCCGCCCCGGCGGCUGGGCAGCCAGUCCAGCAAGAUGGGCUACCAGGCUUGGCUGCCCCUGCCGCUGCCCAGGCAGCUGGUGGUGUUUGGGCUGGGGGACUGGAGCUCGUACUCCCCAGACACGAGCAUCGCCGUGGACGUGCUGGUGGCGCCGGGUGUUGGAGCGCAGCGGGUCGGCAUGCUGGGGCCCACCCGCAGGUCUCUGGUGUGGGAAGGUGACUGGAGGACGGAUAUUUUUAUGGCCUCCUUGAAAGAGAUGGACAAAGGCAACUCUGUGAAAAUUGUCCUGACUGUUGAUGGACAGCUGCUCCGAGGAAUCUCCAGCAGUACACCUGCCCGCCCGUUUCUGGUCCCGGAGAUGACCCCGUCCCCAGUGCUCCCAGCUGACAAUGCACCCCUCAGUCAGGACCUGGAGGAUCCUAGUGCUGUCAAAAGUCAGAGCUCAGAGAUGGCUGCUAAAGCUCCCAGGCCUGGGAAGAAGGAUUUCCGCCCACCGCUGAGGACCCUGGUGGUACCCUGUGCCCUGGAACCACCGUCUGGAAAGAUGGAACCCAGUGAGGCCUGGAGGAAGAGCCCUGUCUGCCCUAAGAAGCCCAGGAAAGUUUUAUUUGAACCCAGAGCAUCUGAGAAAGAUCUUGAUGCAGAAGAUCUGGCAGUGGAGGAGUUGCAAGGCAGCCCCAGCCCGCGGUGGCGCCAUGCCUUGUGCCUCAGUGACCCGGCAAUGGCUGUUCUGGUUGGCGGAGAAGGUGUCGAUCAGCGGUCCUGCAAGGAUGCGCUCUGGAAACUGGAAAUUGACAGUGAUUUCUGGUUUCCAGUGGGUCUCCAGCAAGAAAAUGCUAUGCCAUCAUGCUUGCGUGGUCACACUGCUACGUAUGACCCAGACACCAAGCGUAUCUACGUCUUCGGGGGCAUAAAGGAAGACAAAGAUUACAGCAGCAUCUACAUUUUGGACACGGUCACCUGGAAGUGGCUUCCUGUAGCUGCUAAAGGGAGGAUGCCAAUGCUGACUUACCACACUGCAACCAUCUACCGCAAGGAGCUCUUUGUUUUUGGAGGGACUUUCCAUAAAACGGCAUCACAGGCAGUUGGACUCUGCAGCAAUGUGCUCUACGUCUUCAAUCCAGAGCAUGAAAUUUGGUACCAGCCCAUCUCAGAAGGGGAGAAGCCUCUGCCUAGGUUUGGGCAUUCAGCUACUCUGCUGAAGAAGAAGCUGCUGAUUUUUGGCGGUCAGAGGACUUCUCUCUACCUCAGUGACAUGCACAUCUUGGAUCUGGGUUUCAUGGAGUACACACCAGUCCCUUUCCUUGCAGGACAGCCUUCUGCACGUUGUUUUCAUGCAGCUCUGGCUGUGUCGGACUGGAAGGUUCUGAUCAGUGGAGGCUACAAUGCCAGGGGAGCCCUGCAGGACGCCUUUGUUUUUCGCCUGGAUACUCUUUCAUGGAGUACAGUGAGCCACCAUGACCUCUGCUCUGUGCCCCGAGCUGGCCACACAUUGCUUCAUCUGACUUCCCCCCACCUGAUGGCUGUAGGCAAGGAGAACAAAGAUGAGCAUAACCUGCACACGGUGUUGGUCUUUGGGGGCUCCAACUGUGCCGGGACCUUUUACAACAGCACAAUCAAGAUCCAGCUGGACCUAGGAUAAUGCAGGAUAAUCAGAAUGAGUCUGGACCUGCAAGGACUCUUCACCAGCAUAAAGACAAGGGUGGCAAUAAAUGAGUCCAAGCAA